Molecule: messenger RNA, 1521 nt
Organism: Gryllus bimaculatus (two-spotted cricket)
Lineage: Eukaryota; Metazoa; Arthropoda; Insecta; Orthoptera; Gryllidae
Source: the annotation of a GenBank genome assembly
GAAUGAACGAAACUGGCGCGCCGAAUGGUAUCACGUGACUAAAUGUCGUGGAACUACAUGUCAACACUGUUGGUGUCUGAAAACUCAUAUAUUGGACUAUUAAGAAUGGAGAACCCACUCCUCUUGGCUCCAUCCUGUAACGUCUUAUAUUUGACAAAAAAUUGUACACAUGUGGAGAUCUCAGUGGAGGUCAUUGCUUUAUGUUUUAAGAUUGAAUAUUUGGAAUAUUCGUUUCUUUUUGGAUACCGUAAUUUGUUUAAACAUUGGCAGUUCAUUUUGAUUUAUUAUUUUAAAGUGUUGGUAAUACUGAAACGACUUAUAUUUGACAAAAAAUCGUAUACAUGUGGAGAUCUCAGUGGAGGUCAUUGCUUUAUGUUUUAAGAUUGAAUAUUUGGAAUAACAGAUUCGGAAUCAUUGAGGGUACUAAAAUGGCUAGUGCAGAUUUGUUAAGGCGUUUAGAAACAAGAGCUGUAGCAGCGGAGCAACUGAUUGAUACUCUGAAAAAAGAGGUGGCUGAAUUAAAGAAAGUUCAUGAUGUUCAUUCUAAAGAGAAUGAAUUAUCAAGGCUACAUAAAGAAAAUGAACAGCUGAAGAAGGAAGUCGAAACGUGGAAAGCUAGAUUAAUACAAUUGGAAAUUUCUCAGAAUAUUGAACAAAUUGAAAUACCUGCCUCAGAGUCUGUAUCUAUGUCAGUCAAAACAGAGGCAAAAGAACAAGUUAUAGAGAAGAAAGUUGUUGGAAAUAAAAAGGAAGAAAAAACAGAAAAGAAGACAACUGAGGCAGGUGGUAAGAAAGAAAUAGAGGCAAAGAAACCAAAGGCAAAUGUUGGAGAUGGAUCUGAAGAAACACCAAUUGAUGUUAGGAGGUUAGAUUUUCGAGUAGGACGUAUUAUGUCUGUGAAGAAACAUCCAGAUGCUGAUUCUUUGUAUGUUGAAGAAAUAGAUGUUGGGGAAUCAAAACCACGAACUGUGGUCAGUGGUUUAGUUAAAUUUGUGCCUAUUGAAGAAAUGGAAAAUCGUCUUGUAGUUUUAUUAUGCAAUUUGAAGCCAGCCAAGAUGCGAGGAAUUACAUCAGAAGCCAUGGUAAUGUGUGCAAGUACACCUGAGAAGGUAGAAGUUCUGAUCCCACCUCAGGGGUCAGUGCCUGGAGACUUGAUCCAUGUGGAAGGAUAUCCACGAGUGCCAGAUCCAGUACUCAAUCCAAAGAAGAAAAUUUUUGAGACUGUUGCUCCAGAUUUGAAAACAAGUGAUAAAAAGAUUGUCACGUAUAAGGGUGCCUCUUUAACAGUUCCUGGAAAAGGAAUUGUUGCUUCACCAAGUCUUGUGGGAGUGAAUGUCAAAUAAACUGUCUUGUAUAAACUUCAAUGUGUUGAAAUAAGUACACUUGUUUUUUAAAAAAAGCUAUAAUUGUUUGAGCGGGGAUUGUUCGUUUUGAUCAAAUAAUAAAUUGCAAAACUUAUUUUGCAAGAUGAAUUUUUCUUCUUUUUUCAUCAACAUUUUUAUUUCAUCUCCUUAUUCAAAG